Molecule: messenger RNA, 1685 nt
Organism: Amphiprion ocellaris (clown anemonefish)
Lineage: Eukaryota; Metazoa; Chordata; Actinopteri; Pomacentridae
Product: 5'-3' exonuclease PLD3
Exons: 5
Coding region: 400-909 (169 amino acids)
Molecular function (GO): catalytic activity
Source: RefSeq, a predicted model, not a curated record
ACUCGUUAAAUCUUCUUAGAACGCAUCUACGAUGAUUAAACAAAGUCUUCCUGUGAUGGUGGUUCUAUCAGAAUGAGUGUGUUUUGUUGAACCCAGGUGAAGGAGGUGGGUCUGCUAGUGCAGAACUGCAGCUGCUUGGCUCAGGAUGUCCAUCGGAUCUUUGGUGUUUACUGGAGUGUGGGCGGUUUGAACAACGGUUCUCUACCACCGUACUGGCCUGCUCGACUCACUGCUCUGUCCAGUGCUGAAAAUCCUUUACAUCUGAAGUUCAAUGGAGUCCCUGCUCAGGUCUACCUGUCUAGUGCCCCUCCACAAAUCUCAGCCCGAGGCCGCUCUGAUGAUCUUUCCACGAUCUUAUCCAUCAUCAGUGAUGCCCAGAAGUUCAUUUACAUCUCUGUCAUGGACUACCUUCCUCUGUCUCAGUUCACACAGCCAAUCAGGUUCUGGCCCACCAUUGACUCAAACCUCCGAGCUGCAGCCUGCACCAGAGGAGUUGAGGUCAAACUGAUGGUGAGCUGCUGGAAACACUCACCUGCUGCCAUGUUCACCUUCCUGCAGUCCCUGCUGGUGCUCAGCAGGCCUCCUCUGAAGUGCAACAUUGAAGUGAAAAUCUUCACGGUGCCUUCAACAGCAGAGCAGAUGAAGAUCCCUUUUGCACGAGUCAAUCAUGCCAAGUACAUGGUGACAGACAGAGUGGUCUAUAUAGGAACGUCCAACUGGUCAGAGAACUACUUCACCAACACUGCUGGUGUGGGUUUGGUGGUGAACCAGACGGACUCUGUGGUGGAAAAAGGCCAGCAGACUCUGCAGAGGCAAGCAGAGGAUCUGUUCCUCAGAGACUGGAGGUCCUCAUACUCCAGCUGGCUUUCUGUGGACGAUGUGGACGUCUGUCCUCUCAGCCCACACUGACGGUUUGUGGAUCAUUAAAGUGCUUUGCAUCGCUGAUGGGCUUCUUGCUUUCUCCUGCUACUUGAACUUAUUCUUAUCUAAAUGGGAUCAGCUCACUGUGACUGAUCAGUUUAUUUUAUUGCUGUUCACCGGCUGUCUGCCUUUUUCUGUAUAUAAUUGCAUUUUUGAAUUUGAUUUUGAAACCUGUUAUUUUUAUACUCUUUGAUGUUCUGACUCUUUUCUCACAAACUGAGCUGCAAGGCUUUGUACAAUUUCUUUUAUGCCUGGAGCAUUUUGCAUAUCUGCCCUUAAAGUGUUGGUGCCAAGCUUUAACAGUCUCCUGCAGGAAAUCAAACAUUUCCAAAGAGGUGCAGACACCAGCGCCGUGUUAUAUUGCAGUCUGUCAUCCUGUAACGUUUGUGUGUAACAUUUAAUGUAGCAGGACAAGAUUGUUGUAAAUACUCCAGUUUUCCCUUUCUGACUGACAGCUGGCUCACAGGGAUCCACUUUGAAGGCUUUCCACUACAGAAAGAGAAGAACUUUGUCUGUUGUUGUUUCCUCGUCUUGUAUCUGUUUUCCUGUAUUGAUCGAUACUGUAGCACUUCCUGAAUCAGUCCAUUGCCAGGGUUUUCUGUUGUAUGUUUGAGAUCCUACUCGUGUCAUCAGCAGACAUGCUGAGGCUUUUCAGACUGUUGCACUGUUGGGCUAAAGGUCCUCCUGGUUAUGGGUGGAUGGAGGAACAUUUCAUUUGAUCACUGACAAUCAAGUGUCAAUAAAAUCUUCUCCCCCAUUGGUGA